This is a messenger RNA of Paramormyrops kingsleyae, 9842 nucleotides long. It is a transcript of the gene nufip2, whose product is annotated as nuclear FMR1 interacting protein 2. NCBI's taxonomy places the organism in Eukaryota, Metazoa, Chordata, Actinopteri, Osteoglossiformes, Mormyridae. Gene Ontology annotation, molecular function: RNA binding. The record is from RefSeq and is a predicted model, not a curated record. Gene Ontology annotation, cellular component: cytoplasmic stress granule; nucleoplasm.
UUUAUAUUCGGGGUCUUGUGUCUCCCUUGGACACGUGAAAGCCGCAAAUGAACUAUCUGCAUGGAAGUUGCGCCCGGUGCUUUAGCUAGUUGUGGACGCGUUAGCAGUCGGCUCGUCGCCCGCGGACGGGCAUUGACCUUGCGUGCCGGCUCCAGCCCGUUCCUAACUCGGAUUUUCCCCGACAUCACUGACUGUUUAACGUCAGGGUUUCCCGGAUCGCUCGUGUUUAGUAGGCUUCCAAGUAGAGACAGUUUGUGGGGGGGGGAAACAGGAGCUGAAAUGUUAUUUUAAAAGAAACACGAGCACACGUUUUGCCUCCCCAGCAACACAAGCCGGCUCCGCUGGAAUGUUCCUGCUUUUUGGUUUGCAUUAGUUGCUAUUUCCUGUCCGCCAUGAUGGAAACAAAAAAUGUUACUAACUUGUUUUUUAAAACUGGUUUAAUAUUUGAAGUGGUUUGGCAUUCGCGAUGUUAAGUUGGACCAGAGCGUCGUCUACACUCUGCAUUAUUAAAAUGGGCUCCGGCCAUGUCGCCGUGUCGUCGGCUCGCCUUUUCGCGACGGGCCUGUUGCUCUCGGCUGGCUAAAGCAGCUAGCCAUCGGUGUCCGAGUCUCGGAGGGGUGCUGGUUUGUAAAACACUAACUAGAUUAAUCGAUAUUCUCCAGGUUGUGGUGUCUGCAUUAUAAAAUGCAGAUGUUAUCAGGAAGUGUUGGCCGUUUGGCUAGUUGCGGUCUCCGCGAUCCGGGACCAUGACCCAUCAAGUUUGUUAGCCUGCCAGACGGUGCAGCCCGGGGGUAGCAUACCGUUAUUCUAGCCCCCCGCUCAGAUACCCUUCCAGACACAGGCCACCCACAACGCCGCGUUUAAGUAUCUGUUGCUAACUGUAUUUCAUAUCCCCUGGGGACGAUGGGUGACGUUGGAUUUUAGGAGUGAAAACAGUUGAGGACCGAUCUGCCUUUGCCCACUACUUGGCUGGCUUACUUUGCGUUAAAUACACGCCUGUCUCGUUUCUUCAUCCAGUGACCCACAUAGAAAACUAGUUGGAUCUCUGGUGGUAGCUAGUAAUCUGUUAUAUGCAAGUGAUAUUUGGUCAUGUACGGAAUAAGUUAAGCUGUCCCCAAUGACAGCGCUCAAACCACUCCCUAUUAGUGGUUGUAACCUAGUUUGCUAACACUAGCAAUAUAGCUGGCCGUACGGGCUUUCGCCGUUAAUCGUGUGUGAAAUUGAAUUGAUGCGUUAACUCGCGGCUUUUACGGGGCAGUAGUCAGGAAGGGACGGCUAACCAGGCAACUAGAUUAAUAUAAGCAAGUGGGAUAUCUAAGCCGCAGGUCCUGCUGAACUGUGGAAUGUGCUGCUCUUGCAGUUUGAACGUCGCAGCACAAGCCGCACGUCCGAACUCCAGCCGAAAGGGAGCGUGCUCGUGGCGAGGCGGCGGGCGUCGCGAGCUCUCGCGGUUCGGCUCGAGCGUCGGAGGGCUUCGAUUGCCGAUCGGCGGCCGAUUCGCCCGUUCGCGAAAAGUCGGCAAUGGAAAACUAAAUGGUAACAUUACAGAGAGAAAGAAGAUUCUUUCUGCACUUGAGUCAGUUAGCAUCACAUAUCCCAUUAAUGGUCAUGGCUACACACAGCUAGAUACAAACUUAAGACUGAAGCAUGCUGGGAAGUUCCUUAGCAAUCUCCCAGUAGAGGGAUGCAAGAGUGUUCCCGGUAAUAAAAACAGUAUGGACAGCAAGAAUGACAAGCCUUCGGAUUUUAAAACUCACGAGGGCAAGAAAGAGUUUGUGACGCUCCUGAACGGCGUGGUGGGCCUCACUGGGCUCCUCACUAACGGUUAUUCCAGUAAGCCGGCCCCCGACACCGAUGGCAGUGGUUCCGAGAGCGGCUGCGGCACCCCUAAGAAACGCAAAUCCCAACGCGGCGGCAGCAAGUAUGCCGAGGAUGUGACUCUGCCAGCAGCCAUGCAGCAGAGCAGUGCCUCGCCACCUAAGUUGGAAGCAGACCCCGCUCACCUCCAGUCGGCCGAGAAGCCAGCUGGCUCGCAGGCCGACUCCCCCAGGACCACCCCGAAAGCCGAGCCCCCUGCCUUAACGCGUGCCAGGCCGGUGACGGGCUUGGCGACGGGUGCUUCUUCGGCAGGGGAGCAGGCACGCAAGAACUCAGACGGCAAGGCCGUUGGCUCUGGGAAAAAGCACGAGGACAGGCUUAGUAAGGCCAAACUCGCCACCGUGGUGACUGCAAAAGAGGACUCGUGGACUCUGUUCAAACCGCCGCCUGUGUUUCCCGUGGACAACAGUAGUGCUAAGAUUGUCCCCAAGAUCAGUUAUGCAAGUAAAGUCAAGGAGAACCUUAACAAAACAUCCCAGGUUGGAUUGGAUGCUCCCCUUCUCCCAGUGCCUGGCAGACCUCCGCAGGUCCCCAUGUCUGCAAUGAAAACCAUCACCUCGGCCAGCUUUACCAACGGCCCUGUCCCUGGACAAGGGAACCAGUGCUCCCAGUCCGGACCCCUCUUCCCCGCUGCUGCUAGUACUGUUCCGCUGGCUCCCUUUCUCCUGGCGGGUGAGAAUGUAGCAUCAUCUUCUGAAAGCAGCAGUGGCGCGUCGGCUGCCCCCUUCACCACAGUGGGCGAGCACAGGAAGCCCAGCCUUUUCGUUUACCCGCUAGGCCCUCCGAAUAUGCAACCCCCGCUUCCCAGUGGUCGUCAGGCCGAGCCCCCUUCUGUGCCGGGCAAUCAGAAAGCACUGGGAGAUAUCUUCCAGAACCAGUGGGGACUGUCCUUCAUCAAUGAGCCUAGUGCUGGUCCCGAUGGGACUGCGGGGCGACAGGCUAUGAAGAACCGGGCCGUGGAUGUGUCUUUCCAGGGGGACUGCGCUGCUGCCCCUGGCACUCGGGCCUCCCUUACCCCUCUGCAGGGUCCGGAGAACCCACCCAUGCCAAAGGCUUACGACCCAGAUGUGCGGACUAGCCCCCAAACCCUUAGUGUUUUAAAAGCAUGUUCUCCUGCAGGCCUAGCCUGCGAGGGCUGGACACAAACGCAGCCACUCGAACUGGAUGAGCAGGAAGGUGGGGUGGCCAGUAUAGGUGCAAUAGUAUUUCCUUCGUUGAAAGACGAGGCCCCGCAGGCAUGUUCGGCUAGCCCCAUGGUGGUUCCUGCCAGAGAGCCGAGUCACUCCAAGGGCUUCGAUAGGAGUUAUAGCUGGGGCUCCUUCAAUCUCAGAGCUGCUGUAACUUAUCACACUAAAGAAAUGGAAUAUAUUUUAAAUUUGCAAAAACAAGAUCCAAAAAGAGUUGUUCUUUAUGACAAGAGCCAAGAUGGACCCAAUCAGUGAGGUCGGCACAGUCACAUGACCUUCACCUGAACACUACCGUGAGACAAGGCGUGUGGGCUGCCUUUGGCUCCUUUUGUCAGACUCAAUAGAUUCAAAAUUAAUCACAAUCGUCACUCGCAUAGAGGAACUGGAGACGUAUCCUGUAAUAAAGACUGCAGAGUCGUGAGAGAACACAAGCAGAGAGAGGAAGAGGAGCGAAGGUCGGUGUGGGAGAGGCAGAAAAAUCCAGUAUACCGGGAUGGCCUCCCGUCGGAGACCUGGAGCUGCUGUGGAGCCGUCAAAGGGUGUGUGGCUGCCCAAACUUCACCCCGAGCAAAGGGUUCCUUUUAUCCUCUGGUACAGACUCCAGUACCCAGGUCUGAAGACUUUGUUAGAGUCUUCACCUAUGUCUAUGGAUCGACGUAACACCUUAUGCUGUGACAGACACUGGGUUCACGGCACUGUGGGGGGUGGGGGGGGGGUGUAAGAGGUAAUGGGGACAUUGUUUCCAUUUCCUGAGCCUUUCCAUGGGGGGUGGGGGGUGGGAAUCAUAAUCAGAUAAUGCUCUUAAUUUCCUUUUGAAUCCAGGUUGACUGAUACAGGCACAUUUGUGCAUUUUUUGUGUGCGACAUUGAAAUUCAUAAUGGGGGGGAAAGGUGAUUUCAAGCGGAUGCCUUGGGGAAAAAAAUGGAUAAAACAACAGGAGGAACUGAACAUCCAGUCUUUCUGCUGGACAAACAAAAGCAUAGAUUCUUGGUAUUUGAGCAUGGAAAGAUGUCGGGCCUUGGGGGAUACAAUUGUCUUAACUUUAUUUUGGAAAGGAGAUCACACCGUACAGUAUUGACGGACCGUCUUGUUUGGCGAUGCCUGUGUUUUUUUUGUUUUUUUUUGUUUUCUUUUCUUUUCUGCUGUUGGACGACAGAUGAAACAGAACCAGAAUCGCAGAUGGAGAGCGGCAUGUCCGGGUCCGGACAAGUGACACAGGAGUUUCCUGCUCCUCUACAUCUUCUGUUCUGAACUGUUACGCUACUGUGGUCUAACGGUGUCGUGAGUUUCUGUUGAUUGUAAACUUGACCCUCAUACAUAGAUCAGUAUUUAAUUAACUUAAAGUGGGAGAAUCUGAGUCAAUGUAGUAAUUAUUUCCAUGUCGCUAUACUACAGUUGUGGAGUUUGGAUAAACGAUGGAGAGGUUCGACCACAGAGGCUCCGUCGCUUUUCCUUUAUCAUAUUAAAGCUUAUGCAACAUGGGAUCACCUAGAACCAAAUUAAAUGUGCUACCGUGCAUUUCAGUCAUGAUAGCAUCUCAUUGCACAAACAGGUGCAGUCUCUUGUUAAAUUUGGCUGUCUAAAAGUGACGCUGCCUCUUUUUUUUUUUUUGCGCCAGAUUCGACAUUAUUUUGCAUUAUUUUGUCUUGCUCUCAAUCGUUAGUUCGCUUGGACAUUAUCUUCCCCUUUCCCUCCCGGUGAAUCUUAUUUUUUUUUAUGGUUAUAGAAGUGACUGGUGAAGAAUCAACCUUGCGAAAAGCAUUCGUUUGUCAGGCGAGUGGCUUACCGUCCCCGGGGUCCCUUCUCACCCAGAUUGAUAACUGUGUCACUCGCUGUAUUUCUGAAAUCUUCACCGUCUAUAUCGUCGUUCCCCCGUAUGCAUCUGACAAGGGGUUAAUCUCCCAGCCCGAAGCUACAUCUUUGCAUCUUCUCAGUCUUGCUCUCCAUUUUCUUCGAUUAGGAUUAAAAUUGACAGGUUUUUUGCCUGCUGUCUCCCCGCUUCCAUAACUUAUUUGAUUAUAACGAAAUUAGCACUUUAUGUAAACUAAAUUCUUCUUCUAGAAAUAGAUCUAUAUAUGACUAUCACAAUAAGUAGAUAAAUACUAACCCUGGUUAAGAAUGGCUUUUGGCUGUUUGUUUUUCUAAAUAAAAGCAAAAUAUUAAAAAGACACUCAGGUAGAAUUAGUAAAGCCAUUAUUUCACAAAGUAUACCAAUACAAACAAUUAUUGCCAAAAAUCACUUAAAAGCUGGUUAUUUGCUUUCCUUUGUGGUUUUUGUUUUGUUUCAGUUUCCCUAAGUGAUUUGAAUAAUUUGUGCUUAAUCUACAGUUGUUCAAUACCAAAUUGCUACUGGGGACAUAACUUUCAUUUUAAUUUGGUUGUGUGUACCUGCACAAUGUCUGUUUUCAUUUUACAAGGUUCGCAAACAUUACUAAAUGUACUUUUCACGUCCAUGUCCUCGUGUCGGAAUAAGUAUCGUUUGCACUCGUCCGUGUUUGUCGUCGUUUUGUUUUCCGCACUGUUAUGUCUUGGUGUAAGUUUGUUCGGAUCUUUUUUUUCUGCUGGCCUGGUGAUCCUGUCGUCGUCGGUGUUUCCCAGUCUGAUCCCACCAGCCUUUCUUGUGGUGUAGUGUUCCAGCUUACACCCAGGCUGGGGAGUCUGUUCCAUUUCCCCACUUGUGUCUGUUGUUCGCGGGUGGCCUGCGUUGUAAGUGGACAGUCCAGGCCUCUGGACUGACCCUAUAAUGAGAUGUUGUUAGUUCAAGCUGGUGUUUAGUGUGUCUUUUUUUUCUUCUUUUUAACCUUGUCUGCAAGCCUAUCUGCCUGUGGAUUGGUAUCAUUGUUGUUUCCUCCGCUUGUCUGUCAGAUCAGACCAGCUUCUGCCUGCAUACAGGGUCUGCUGCUUCAAAUCCUUAGUCACAGGUUUCGGUUUGUGCUCUACGUAUGUAGAACUUACUGAGCCCUUUUUAAUUAAUCUUAGUCCCUAAAGAGCUUGCCUUUUGUUUAGCCCAGUGCUAUUACUGGUGUUGCACUCCAAAUUACCCAGAAGGUUGAGGAGCACCUCGUCGGCGUGUGAGCUGCAGACUGCCCCAGCUAGUUCAGCAAAGGCAAAAGUCUGUAAAAAUUGGUCUGCAUGUCUUCAAGAGUUUACCUCAUUACCUCUGCUACGUAUGCAUCGCAGAUGGUGGGUCUGCUCCCCUCACCCCCCCCCCCCAAUCCCCUGUUCAUAAAUGGCUGCCCCCCCCCUUUUUAUAUAUAAUUGCGGAAGACAACUGCUUAGUUUUGCACAGUGCAACAGUAGCAGGUCGACUGUGGUUCUGGCCAGCUGUUGCAUUUUAUGUCUUGUACCUCAUUAGUUAGCUCGCCAAGCGGGGGUGGGAAUAGAGCGGCUCGCACAAAGCCAGAAGGACAUCUGGGUCAAGUGUGACUACACAACUUGGCAUUAACACGUUUGCGAAGAGAAAAAAAAUUGUUGGGGGGGGGGGAGUCCAUUUUAGAGGCCUUUUUGUUUCCUACAGCUUCAAAACCUGGGGGAGCUACCGAUGAAUAAAGGUGCCAUGCUUUGGGAUAGCAAGGCCUUAGGGCUGGGCUUCAGUGAAAUGGAAAGGCUGGCUGCUCUCUGGAGCAGCGCGCGUGAUCGCCGGGAUGUACGUCUUUCUAGAUGUGUUCCUGUGAGAUUUCAAGACGAGGAAUUAACUGUUAAUGUGGUGUGUAUGAUAUGGGGCUGAAAUACUGUGAAUUUUUCAUUUCUUAAUCUGAUUCUUCACUUUGCCCCCUAAAAUUGUAUUGAAAGCACUUACCAAUUUGAAGCUUGUUUUAUAUAUUGGUGAUAUUUCUCCCUUUUUCGAUGGCAACGUUAAAAGCCCGCAAAACCGGAUGUUGGUGGGCACCAGACCAGCUCUCUGCUCGUUUGGGUGCAGGAGGUGUGAGAUUGAUAGUAUCUGUGUGCAUGUCUUUAAACAACAGAUUGGUUGAUAGGUCAUCCUGUUAUUAUAACAGAGUGAUGUGGAAUCGCAGAAAUGCUGGAAUGAGUCCCGUCGGCCGGUCUGUCUUGUCUCGUGUUGAUGAUGUCUCACACUUGUCAUCCGGCAGCUGUGGUUCAUUCUAAUGCCUGAAAGUUUCAGUGUGUGUGUGAUUUGCAAAUGCAAUAUGCAAAUGUCCCUGUGUCUAUUGAUAAUCCUGACACACUGUGCACAGGAUUCUUAUGCUAAAAAUAAUAGAUUUGACUACUUAUAAUUUGUGCCAUGCUAAGCUUUACUAUGCUGUAUGAGACAUUGCUAUGCAUUACUUUAUUUUUGCUUUGUUUCUUUUAGUAGUUAUUGGGGGGUGGUAACAUCAAUUGGAUAUAAAUCCAUUACUGCUGACAAACAUACUGGAAACAAUAAGUUUUAUUUCUUGAGGUGGGUGGGCAUUGUUUGCUUCUUCCUACUAAAGUGCUGAUUUGGUGCUUAUUGAUUCUUGUUUUCAGUUUUUGGCAGUCAAUCUCAAAUCUCAAAGAACAUCGGUUCUUUUUCAUGUGGUCCCAAUGUUUUAAGUAUAUGGUGAAUAGUCUUUAGAUGCACAGUAUAAUUUUUAAUUCCUCCACUUAAAGGAGAACGAGGGCUUUCAUAAGGAGAUCGGACAUCACACAUUGCAGAGGCAGUUGUUAAAGAUUUGGUGAUAUUUGUGGUAACUGAGUGAUGAGGAUUGUCACUUUUGAUUUCUACAGAAACUGUCAUUUUGCCCAGAUGGGUUACACAUGUAAGAUUCAGAAAUACUCUUUCAAUGCAGGCAGCCCUUGUAUCAUGGAGGAGGGAAAGGGAGAGUUGCUGUGGGGGAGUCAAAUGACCCCCCCCCCCACCCUCUUAAUUUGACAAUAUUCUGAAAUAUGUUCUCUUUGUGGGUAGGGAAGUCAGUAUAAAGUGCAAAUAAGCACUGUUAUCUGGGGUGAACAUUGGGUCAUAUUUUCCAUUCUCAAUGCUUUUGAGUUCAGGAUUUUUUUUCUCUGCAUGUGUGAUGGUUCAGGUUAGUUUGAACCAAUUGUAAUCUAACGUUAUUAAACAGUUUGGGCGGAGUGGUCAAACAGAAGUCAAAGUAACUUGCAAAAUAAAUUAAAAAAAAAAAACACAAGGCACACAAAGUUAAUUUGUGUAUGUUCCAUGUUUUUAACAAAGAAUGCAGUGCAUGCACCAUUAAUUUAAGCCUUUAUUCCACUGGGAAAAUAAAACUGGUAAUUCCUUCUGUUUGACACUCCUGUCAUCCUAGCUCCAGUGUCUUUUGUUUUUAUUUUAAAGAAUGAGAAUUCCCUCCAUUGUCAGGAAUAUUGACUCAAAUUGAAAUCUGAGCACACUGCAUUAGAUGUUUUGCUCAAUAGGUUUACAAUUGUUAGACCGACCCAAAGCAGGUGUUCGUACACUAAUGAGCAUAAUCGACUCAUCUUUAAUUAUGCUUACCUAUUUUCAAUAAAGUACUCUAAAAUAAUAUUUUUACCGCAUCAGUUGAGUUUGCAUCAUUCUGUUUUCCUUUUGGAUAUAUUUCUUUUUUUUUUUUUCCUUUCCUUUACAGAAGUGAUAUUGCCCAAUGAAACGGAUGAAUUCUGUUGUAUAAUGGACAGGUCCACAGAACAGACCGUUUUAUUACUCAUGGCUGGUGUAUCAGACUCUGUUACCUGUAAUACAGAGAUUUAUGGGUCUGUUUAGUGGUUCACAAUGGUAAUAUUCUAUAAUGGAGUAGAGGAAAGGGAGGGUGGCAGCAGGAACACAUGCAUAAAGACGGGAGCAGUGACUGCUAACAGGGCUCACUUCAACGGUUUGUACUUGAACUCCGAGCACCUAACUGACCAGUGCUUGUAUAAUGCAUUUAAAAAGAAGGGUUUUUUAUUUUUUUGUGGGGAAACAAACAUCCGUACUGUUCUAAUAACAAAUCCCUUUUGCAAUUGCAUUUGUACUUUUGUGCGCUUUCUAUUUGCUGGUCGGUUUGUUGUGCCUUGGGUUAGAGUCUCUGCUCCUGAAAUGAUACCAAUCAGCUCUGUCUGCAUUGUUUGCUGAAAGCCUUUGCAGGCUGUUGUGUCUCGCUGGAAUUCCGUUCCCAUGAGGAAAUGGACUGUUGCACAUUUCCUUCCACAGGGCCCACUCGGUUCACUGUCACCUCUGAAAUGACUUACCGGGCGCAUGAUUUGGCUGCGGUGGAACGUGUCACGGGAGAGUGUGUGGGGGGGGGGGUAUAGAGUUUUGUCACAACAGGGACACCACAGGAAUCUUUGUGACCCAACAAACACCUCCUCACACCCAGUCCUACAUGACAUGCACUUCUCUGUGUACCACAAGCUUGAAGGCGAAGAAAGCGGCCCACCCCCUCCACCGCGCCCCACCCCCUCCACCACACCCCAUGCCAAAAAUUCUGUUGGCGUUGCACCUUGUCUUCCGAUUACACACCACCACCUAGAAUCAUGUCUGAGACUGUCUGGGGGGGUUGUCACUCUCGGAACACCUCGAGUUGCUUAUGUGACACUAAAAUCUGUGUGUGGCACCCAUGGCUUACACUAACUCAGCUCCUGAUUGUUCACAAUCCCUUUUGCAGACACAUGAGUCCUGUCCCACCUCAGCCUAUUUCCGGUAUACUUGGUUCUGAUUUUAUAUAUGUAAGUCGACUGACAAACAGUGCUUGCUGGAAAUACUAAUACGAUUAAAAUCUUUCUUUUUGUAAAUUAAUUGCCGUCUUGCUUAAAAAACAAAACAAAAAAAAAAAAACGCUUAUGAUGUCUGCAACCAUUGUCUCCAAUAAAACCAUGAAAGUGCUC